AUGGCGGUGAUGACGGCAAUAAAGACCCACAUCGACCAUGGUGGAAGAUUACAUGGGGCUGCAAAGGCAGCGGCGGGACUGCUCCGAUCAGUAUCGGCUCCGAAAGAGCCAGUUCAAGAGAGCCCACUUUUCCAAAAAGGGGGGCUGGAUGCAGUUCCCCAGUUGGAACAGGCUGUUCCUCCAGAGAGUAUGUCACAGGAGGACUGGAGAGCUUUGUUGGGGUAUUACCAGAGGGAGGACCGGGUGAAGCAGUCGGCGAGAAACAGCACGAACAGGGGCAAGCAAGUUCUUGCGGGGACCCAUGGUCGUAAGUCUUACUCUCAGUACGUCCACCAGGAGAAGGUUGAAAAAAACAAGGAUGUGGACUUGGUGGAUUUGUUCGAGAUUAAGCACAAGAAGAUGAAGGAUAAACAAUGGGAACACCCGAUGGCUGAAGAAAUACAUUCUCAGCUCAAGAAGAAGAAGGAGGAGGCUGAACAGGACCCCGUUCCAACACCAGAUCCUGACAUUGUCAUGGAUGUACGGGGACCCCGGGCAGGGCAUCGUCGAGGCAUAGAGCGGGUCAUCAGGCAGAUGGGUACCGAGGCGUAUGACUAUACGCAUCUUACCCAGGGACAACCACGUGCAUCAUUCGACUUGAACAAUGACCCACCUCAGCCUAGCCAGACGUCCUCCUUAUUUGAGGAAUUAUUUAACUAUUCUAGUUAUGCACAGGCUCCUUUUCCUCCCCAGCCGUCCCAGCAGUUGCCCACAGCUAGUCCACACCUUACACCUGCAUUUUCUCAAGUCUUUUCCGAUCUCAUUUUUUAAUCGUUUAAUUUCAUCGACCAUUAUAUCAAGAGCUGUCACAGAUACAACACAAAGCAGGUCUUUCAAACAUGGGUAGUUGUGUUUACCAGCUCUGUAAAUCCUGCUUUCUUCCAGUUGGCCCUUGAUUUCUGUAUCUUGACCGAGGAGGACAUCAUUAACACAUUGAAUUAUUCUUUGAAAUGUACAUCUCCCCUGUAACUCGGACUUGAGGAGUGAAUGCUCAGCCUCAACUCUGUUGGUAGUGUAGUUACGGUAGUUGAGGUGCUGAUCUACCCAAAAGGACACAAACUUUUCCUUGUACGGGGAAAGCCACUCCUUCUGUAGGUACUUGUAAACCUCUGUCAAUUUAAAAUUUGAUUAGCUUGUGUAGUCAUGUGAUUUACCAAAAAUUAGAAAAAAAAAUAAACUUCAAAAGCACUUCACUUACUGUCUAAACGAGGACCCAUCUUCUCUUUUAAA
Messenger RNA from Erigeron canadensis, 1269 nucleotides. RefSeq lists its product as uncharacterized. NCBI's taxonomy places the organism in Eukaryota, Viridiplantae, Streptophyta, Magnoliopsida, Asterales, Asteraceae. The coding region runs from base 1 to 810 and encodes 269 amino acids. The record is from RefSeq and is a predicted model, not a curated record. The transcript has 4 exons.